Toxorhynchites rutilus septentrionalis is the source of this 2032-nucleotide messenger RNA. It is a transcript of the gene CDC50, whose product is annotated as cell cycle control protein 50A. The record is from RefSeq and is a predicted model, not a curated record. The transcript has 6 exons. Gene Ontology annotation, cellular component: endoplasmic reticulum; plasma membrane; Golgi apparatus. Lineage: Eukaryota; Metazoa; Arthropoda; Insecta; Diptera; Culicidae. Bases 153 to 1226 code for a protein of 357 amino acids.
AAAAACAUUUUUUUUCACCACGAAACUAGUCAUCGCACUGAAAUACCUGGGGAAAUUUUCGUGGGAAGUUUCAGUAAACUGUGCGGAAGACACAAAUCGUUCACUUGCUAUUUGCUGUUGCCCUUGGGAACCAGGGAAGUGUACUCUCCACGAUGCCAGACACGGUUGACGGCGGGGACAUCCCAAAAUCGAAACGACCUUCAGAUUCGGCAUUCAAACAGCAACGACUUCCGGCAUGGCAACCAGUAUUGACCGCGGGAACGGUGCUUCCUGCCUUCUUUGUCAUUGGGAUUGCGUUUAUUCCUGUUGGGGUCGCACUGCUCUACUUUUCUAACGCGAUUACCGAGUUUGUGUAUGAUUACACCAAUUGCAUUCAACUAGAUAGCCUCAAUCGUACCUGUGCGGAUGUUAUAAGCUCGAAGGAAGCGGACGAAUGCAUCUGUUCGGUGAACUUUACGCUCGAGAAAGAUUUUCUCGGGAAAGUUUAUAUGUACUAUGGGCUAACUAAUUACUACCAGAAUCAUCGACGCUAUGUCAAGUCUCGAGACGACGAUCAGCUGUUGGGACGACUUUCGAUGACACCGUCGAGCGACUGCGCCCCAUUCGCGUACAGUGACGAAACUAACACGCAGCCAAUCGCCCCGUGUGGAGCGAUCGCGAAUUCGCUCUUCAGCGACACUUUCGAGCUGUCGUCCGAGAAGUACGGUCCGGUGCCACUGCUGCGGACAGAGAUUGCAUGGCCUUCCGAUAAGAAAAUUAAAUUCAGAAACCCGGAAGGUGAUUUGAAGGAGGCACUGAAGGGUUUCGUGCGGCCACGGGACUGGCGGAAGGAGCUUUGGGAGCUGGAUACGGUCGAUCGGAACAAUAACGGUUUUCAGAAUGAGGAUCUCAUCGUAUGGAUGCGCACAGCCGCUUUGCCCAGUUUCCGAAAGCUGCAUCGCCGCAUUGACCACAACAAGAAAUAUUUCGAGGAUGGCUUGGGAAAAGGAAACUACACCCUCAAAAUACAUUACUCGUAUUCGGUGAGUGAAUUCGACGGUACGAAGAAGAUCAUCCUGUCAACCACCUCGUUGCUGGGCGGUAAAAACCCAUUCCUUGGUUUUGCCUACAUCAUCGUUGGCAGCGUCUGUCUCCUGCUGGGAAUCGUCCUGUUGGUGAUUCACAUCAAAUGUAGUAAAAACACUUCCGGCAUCAACAGCGUCAGCCAGCGAACGCCGUACACAUAGGAGUUACUGUCGCUGAACAGCUAAAUCGUCCUUUCCAUAGUUGUUGGCUACUCUGCCCCGUGUAUUCCUAGGUUCUCAACCAAACAGCAGCAGCAGCUAUUCAAUAGCGAACGUGAACGUAUGACGACAAAAGGAGAAUUUAAUCGUUUCUAGCAACGACUAAUUGAAAAUUGUUUUCAGCUUUUAAGUUAAGUUUAAAUCGUGUUUUACAUUAUGUGAUUGCUGCUAUUAUUGUAUAGAGUUUUUAAUAGGAAGAAGGUGCUUAUUUAUCGGAACGCAUAUGUUACAGAAAAAAAGACUAACAGUAUUUGGUUGAUAGACUACACAUUUUUGCCACGUUUGUUAGAGAUAUUAGAUUGUUGAAAGCGAAAGUAGCUAUGCAGCUGUUCACCCUUGGUAAUCCGGAAGAAAAAAGAGUACAUUGAAAAUCACGUCAACUAGAGUAUAAACUUGAAUUCAUAGUAUUCCGUAGAACCCCGACAAAUCUGUAGAUGUUUACUAUUGGUUAAAAUCAAUUCGAAUAAUAGAGUCAGGGAUUGUUGGAACAUUUUGAGGGUCCCGGAAAACAGUUUCGUUUGUGUCACCGGGGCUCUCACUUUCAAAAUAUUUUGGUGAACAAGUAAAAUAUCAUCAUAAUGGUCUCUUUGGUCUGAAGAUUCCUGUAAAUUUUACUGUAUUUGUACCAUAGCAAUACGAAAUCCAUAUAUCAAUCUUAUCAUACACAUUUGAGAGUGGCCUUGUGUAGCGAUCGAGCCGUUUAGGGUAUGAGAGAACUAUGCCAAAAAUAAAUAUGCAUAUUGAAGAAA